AUGACUCCAGAAGGGAUAUUGAUUUAAGCAUCAAAUAAUAAAAUUUAUACACAAUAAUGUGGACCUGAUUUUAUCAAAAUGAAUUCUUAACAUAUCUUUAUUAUUUGCUCUCAAUUAUAUGAAUAUUAAUAUGGUUAUAGAAAAAUUAUAAAAAUCAUUAUCGAUAUAUUAAAUUGA
Molecule: messenger RNA, 177 nt
Organism: Paramecium octaurelia
Lineage: Eukaryota; Ciliophora; Oligohymenophorea; Peniculida; Parameciidae
Source: the annotation of a GenBank genome assembly